This is a messenger RNA of Habropoda laboriosa, 2378 nucleotides long. Its product is annotated as UBX domain-containing protein 4. The record is from RefSeq and is a predicted model, not a curated record. The transcript is spliced from 6 exons. Lineage: Eukaryota; Metazoa; Arthropoda; Insecta; Hymenoptera; Apidae. Gene Ontology annotation, molecular function: protein binding.
AUCGAAGCGAAAAUAAACUAACAAUCGUUUCUAACGUAACAGACUAAUUUCCUAAUACAAUCCAACAGUUACCUAUCCAAACCUUACACAGAUUUUGAAACGUCAAGUUCUACAGAAAAUUUCUAGUGAUUAAACCACUUUUUCAUUACGUCAUUAUCAAUUGAUAGCACGAUAGAACAGGAAUACCUUUAAUUUCGUUAAAAAAUGAAGUGGUUCGAAGGCAGCAUCAAUGAAGCAGUAGCAACAUCAAAAUCUAGGAAAGCAGUUUUCGUCGUUUUUAUUGAAGGAAAGGAUGACACAUCUGUAGAAGUUGCUGAGGCAAUCAAUGCUACAGAAGUCUCUAGUCGGUUGGAACAAGAAGAUUUUGUAGCAAUUCGAUUAGAAAGUGGAUCUGAAACAUACAGAUUCUUUGUUCAGAUUUAUCAACUGGUACCUGUACCAUCCAUAUUCUUUAUUGGUGAGAAUGGCACACCCUUGGAAAUUGUAGCCGGCACUACAACAGCAGCUGAAUUAGCUUCUAAAAUUGAUAUAGUUCUAUCAAAAGCAGGAAAAAAUAAAAAUGCUUCUGUUAAUUUGAUCAAUGCUGAACAAAUAGCAGCUGCUGCUAGCAGUGCUACCAGUUCUAAUAUAAAAGCUACUGUAGAUCAAAAAACUGAUAGCACAGUAAAAUCAAAUGUGGAAGUACCACAAACCAAAUUAGAAAAUGAGAAUGAUAAGAUAAUUGCAAAUAAUAUAAAAGAUGAACCAUCUACAAGUCUGAAAGCUACUGAACUACCAAAACCUGUUAGUGGAACAAUGGAAGUACCUACCAAAGAGUUGACAACACAAGAAAAAAUGGAACGAGCGCAGCAAUUGAUAGAAGUGCAAAGAAAGCAACGUGUAGAGGAGGAGGAAAAAAAAGAAAGGGAAAGGGAAAUAGAACGUCGUAAAAUCGGACGCGAUGUACAAAAAAUGCGACAAACCCAGCAAGACUUAGAAAUGAAACAGGCUUUCGAGGAGAGAAUGAGGGAGAAAGCUGCUGAUGCAGCAGCUAGAGAAAAGGUUCUCCAGCAAAUUGCUCAUGAUAAAUUGGAAAGAAAACAAAGAGAACUAGCUAUGCAGCAACAAGUGCAACAGCAAAAUACUCCAGAACCGGUUGAACAACCCCAAUCAUCUGUAUCCACAACAACUCUGGGUAGAAUACAAUUUCGUUUACCUUCUGGUAAUCCUUAUAUCGGACAAUUCAAACCGACAGAUACUCUACGUGAUUUGCGUAAUUACGUGGUCGAGAACAUUGAUCUACCUUUUCGACAAUUUGGUCCUGCCAUUGAAAAAUGUAAUUUCGACGAAUAGUUUGAUCGAGAACCUUACUAUCGUAUCGUUAUCCUAAUUUUCUGAUUUUAGACGAACACAACAGCAGCUGUACCGUCUACAGAGGAUAUCGGUGUUAUACCACGGUUCAUUUGGUCCACUUUUGCCAUUUUCACAGCCGUAUACUAUUACAUAGUAGGCUAUUUCACCGGUGGUAGACGUAACGAUACGCCAAUACCACCGAGCACCGCUGUUGAGAACAAGGAUGCAGAGAAUAAAGCAGGUGGAUCGGUUCCUUCGACUGUUUCAAAUGUCGGUAGCUCAUCGGGUUUGGUUAGAAGAUAUUUGGGUAAUCGAGGAAGCACGACCAUCAAAACGGAGGGGAAUAUACAUAGAUUGCAUUCAGGUGGAGAUGAUAAUGAUGAGAAUAAUACAUGGAACGGGAAUUCAACGCAACAAAUGUAGGAUUAUUAAUAGAUCGAUCAAGUUCCAACGGGUUGUUUUACCUGUUUCACUAAUCAGAAUUUUAGAUAUGCAACAGAUAUUUACUAUCUUCGAUUAAAAAGUAUAUUUUGUUAAAACUUUUAUACAUUUUCGUUCAGACUUGCACUACCGAUCGAGUGGCGUGUCCUUUAUUUACGAUAUUACAAUUACGACGACACAAGUUUUCCUUUAAUCACGAAUCACAUUUUGUUCAAAAGAGAAAGAAAGCCUUUCUUUUUUUCUUUUCUUUUCGUUGCGUUACAUUUUCACCGAAUGAGACGUGUUUGAUUCUUCACCAUUUACGACGACACCACUUUCACUCUCGUAUCAAACGUUUAAAUUGAUAAUACACAGUAAUAAGUUACAAGUGAUAUAAGGACCAAAACGCAGCAGCUCUCCGUCUGCGAUACGACAGAUAACACACUUAUAUCCCUGGGAAAGAUAUUUCGACUAUAUAUCUUUACAUUCGUAGUAAAAGUCUCAAACUUAACCGAAGGUUUUACGUUAGCUAACGUGUUCCAAGAUUUCCCUUGAAAGGAAGAAUAAAAACAAAAACAAAAAAAAAAAAACAAGAAUUAUUUUAUUAUAUCACACUAAUCAAAGUU